Molecule: messenger RNA, 8224 nt
Organism: Talpa occidentalis (Iberian mole)
Lineage: Eukaryota; Metazoa; Chordata; Mammalia; Eulipotyphla; Talpidae
Gene: KDR
Product: kinase insert domain receptor
Exons: 30
Coding region: 76-4146 (1356 amino acids)
Biological process (GO): positive regulation of kinase activity; multicellular organism development; cell migration
Cellular component (GO): membrane; signaling receptor complex
Molecular function (GO): ATP binding; vascular endothelial growth factor receptor activity; growth factor binding
Source: RefSeq, a predicted model, not a curated record
GCCUGGGCGGGGCGGGCGCGGGGAGAAAGGAGCCGCGCGCGAGUUCUGGGCACUGCGCGGGGCGCACGUUGCGGGAUGGAAAGCAGGGCGCUGCUGGUCAUCGCGUUGUGGCUCUACGUGGAGAUCCGGGCUGACUCUGGGGGUUUGUCUAGUGUUCCUCUCGAUCUACCCAGGCUCAGCAUACAAAAAGACAUACUUACAAUUAUGGCUAACACAACGCUUCAGAUUACUUGCAGUGGGCAGAGGGAUUUGGACUGGCUAUGGCCCAACAAUCAGAGUGGUUCUGAGAACAGAGUGGCAGUGACCGAGUGCAGCGACCAUGUCUUCUGUAAGACGCUUACAAUUCCAAAAGUGAUCGGAAAUGAUACUGGAGCCUACAAGUGCUUCUAUCGGGACAGCAACAAGGCCUCUGUCAUUUAUGUCUAUGUUCAAGAUUAUAGAUCUCCAUUUAUUGCUUCUGUUAGUGACCAACAUGGAGUUGUAUACCUCACUGAGAACAAAAACAAAACUGUUGUGAUUCCAUGUCUUGGGUCCAUUUCAAACCUCAAUGUGUCACUUUGCGCAAGGUACCCAGAAAAGAGGUUUGUUCCUGAUGGUAACAGAAUUUCCUGGGACAGCAAGAAAGGCUUUACUAUUCCCAGCUACAUGAUCAGCUAUGCUGGCAUGGUCUUCUGUGAAGCAAAAAUUAAUGAUGAAAGUUACCAGUCUAUUAUGUACAUAGUUGUGGUUGUAGGAUAUAGGAUUUAUGAUGUAAUUCUGAGUCCCCCUCACGGAGUUGAAUUAUCUGUUGGAGAGAAACUCGUCUUAAAUUGUACAGCAAGAACUGAGCUAAAUGUGGGGAUUGACUUCCACUGGGACUCUCCUUCUUUGAAGCAUCAGCAUAAGAAACCUAUAAGCCGGGACGUAAAAGUCCAGUCUGGAAAUGAGAUGAAGACAUUUGUGAGCUCCCUCACUAUAGAUGGUGUCACCCGCAGUGACCAAGGCUGGUACACCUGUGGAGCCUACAGUGGGCUGAUGACGAAGAGGAACACCACCUUUGUCAGGAUCCACGAAAAACCUUUCGUUGCUUUUGAUAGUGGUAUGGAAUCUUUGGUGGAGGCCACAGUAGGAGACCGCGUCAGAAUCCCUGUGAAAUAUCUUGGUUACCCUCCUCCUGAGAUAAAAUGGUAUAAAAAUGGAAGACCCAUUGAGUCCAAUCACACCAUUAGAGUGGGGCACGUUCUGACUAUCAUGGAAGUGAGUGAGAAAGACACAGGCAAUUACACGGUCGUCCUUACCAACCCCAUUUCAAAGGAGAAACAGAGCCACGAGGUAUCUUUGAUUGUGACUGUCCCACCCCAGAUUGGUGAGAAAUCUCUCAUCUCUCCCGUGGACUCUUACCAGUAUGGCACCACCCAAACGCUGACGUGCACAGUCUAUGCUGUUCCUCCCCCCCAUCACAUCUACUGGUAUUGGCAACUGGAGGAAGAGUGCACCUAUGAGCCCACCCAAGCUGUUUUAAUGACAAACCCAUAUACUUGCAAAGAAUGGAGAAAUGUGGAGGACUUUCAGGGGGGAAAUAAAAUUGAAGUCAACAAAAAUCAAUUUGCCUUAAUUGAAGGAAAAAACAAGACUGUAAGUACCCUUGUUAUCCAAUCAGCAAAUGUGUCUGCAUUGUACAAAUGUGAAGCGGUCAGCAAAGCAGGCAGUGGAGAGAGGGUUAUCUCUUUCCAUGUGACCAGGGGUCCCGAAAUCAGUUUGCAACCUGGCACCCAGCCAACUGAACAGGAGAGUGUGUCUCUUUGGUGCAGCGCAGACAGGACAACAUUUGAGAACCUUAUGUGGUACAAGCUUGGCCCACAGGCUCUGCCGAUUCACGAGGGAGAGUUGCCCACGCCUGUUUGCAAGAACUUGGAUGCUCUUUGGAAAAUGGAAGUCACUAUGAUCUCUAACAGCACAAAUGAUGUUUUGAUCAUGGAGCUCCGGAACGUAUCCUUGCAGGACCAAGGAAACUAUGUCUGCUUUGCUCAGGACAGGAAGACCAAGAAAAGGCACUGUGUUGUCAAGCGGCUCACAGUUCUAGAGCGCAUGGCACCGGUGAUCACAGGAAACCUCGAGAAUCAGACGACAAGCAUUGGUGAAACCAUCGAGGUUUCCUGCACUGCGUCGGGGAAUCCCCCUCCACAGAUUACCUGGUUUAAAGAUAAUGAGACACUUGUGGAAGACUCAGGCAUCAUACUGAAAGACGGGAACCGAAACCUGACGAUCCGCAGGGUGAGGAAGGAGGAUGAGGGCCUCUAUACCUGCCAGGCCUGCAGCAUUCUUGGGUGUGCGAAAGUGGAGGCGUUUUUCAUAGUCGAAGGUGCUCAGGAAAAGACGAACUUGGAAGUCAUUAUUCUAGUGGGCACUGCAGUGAUUGCCAUGUUCUUCUGGCUACUUCUUGUCAUUGUUCUUCGGACCGUUAAGCGGGCCAGUGAAGGAGAACUGAAGACAGGCUACUUGUCCAUUGUCAUGGAUCCAGAUGAACUUCCCCUGGAUGAACGCUGCGAACGCCUGCCUUAUGAUGCUAGCAAAUGGGAGUUCCCCAGGGACCGACUGAAACUAGGUAAACCUCUUGGCCGUGGUGCCUUUGGCCAAGUAAUUGAAGCAGAUGCCUUUGGAAUUGACAAGACAGCAACUUGCAAGACAGUGGCUGUCAAAAUGUUGAAAGAGGGAGCAACACACAGUGAACACCGAGCCCUCAUGUCUGAACUCAAGAUCCUCAUUCAUAUUGGCCACCAUCUCAAUGUUGUCAAUCUUCUAGGUGCCUGCACCAAGCCUGGAGGGCCGCUUAUGGUGAUUGUGGAAUUCUGCAAAUUUGGAAACCUGUCAACAUACUUAAGGAGCAAGAGAAAUGAAUUUGUCCCCUACAAGAGCAAAGGGGCACGAUUCCGACAAGGGAAAGAAUAUGUUGGAGAAAUCACAAUGGAUCCUAAACGCCGCUUGGACAGUAUCACCAGUAGCCAGAGCUCAGCCAGCUCUGGAUUUGUUGAGGAGAAGUCCCUCAGUGAUGUGGAGGAAGAGGAAGUUUCUGAAGACCUGUAUAAGAACUUCCUGACCUUGGAACACCUCAUAUGUUACAGCUUCCAAGUGGCUAAGGGCAUGGAGUUUUUGGCCUCACGGAAGUGUAUCCACCGGGACCUGGCGGCACGGAAUAUCCUCUUGUCUGAGAAGAAUGUGGUUAAAAUAUGUGACUUUGGCUUGGCCCGGGAUAUUUACAAAGACCCAGAUUAUGUCAGAAAAGGAGAUGCUCGCCUGCCUUUGAAAUGGAUGGCUCCAGAAACAAUUUUUGACAGAGUGUACACAAUUCAGAGUGAUGUGUGGUCUUUUGGUGUUUUGCUCUGGGAAAUAUUUUCCUUAGGUGCAUCUCCAUAUCCUGGGGUAAAGAUUGAUGAGGAAUUUUGUAGGCGAUUGAAAGAAGGAACUAGAAUGAGAGCUCCUGAUUACACCACACCAGAAAUGUACCAGACUAUGCUUGACUGCUGGCAUGGAGAGCCCAAUCACAGGCCCACAUUUUCCGAGUUGGUGGAACAUUUGGGAAAUCUGUUACAAGCUAAUGCUCAGCAGGAUGGCAAAGACUACAUUGUUCUCCCCAUAUCAGAGACUUUGAGCAUGGAAGAGGAUUCUGGACUCUCUCUGCCUACCUCACCUGUUUCCUGUAUGGAGGAAGAGGAAGUGUGUGACCCCAAAUUCCAUUAUGACAACACAGCAGGCAUCAGUCAGUAUCUGCAGACCAGUAAGAGAAAGAGCCGGCCUGUGAGUGUAAAAACAUUUGAAGAUAUCCCAUUGGAAGAACCAGAAGUAAAAGUUAUCCCAGAUGACAACCAGACGGACAGUGGUAUGGUUCUUGCAUCAGAAGAGCUGAAAACUUUGGAAGACAGAACCAAGUUAGCGCCAUCUUUUAGUGGACUGAUGCCCAGCAAAAGCAAGGAGUCUGUGGCAUCUGAAGGCUCAAACCAGACGAGUGGCUACCAGUCCGGGUAUCACUCCGACGACACGGACACCACCGUGUACUCCAGCGAGGAGGCCGAACUUUUAAAGCUGGUGGAGGUGGGACCGAAAGCUGACAGUGCAGCCCAGAUUCCCCAGCUUGACUCGGGGACCCCAUUAAGCUCGCCUCCUCUUUAAAAGAAGCCACCCAUGAACCCCACUCCUGGAAAUCACAUGAGAGGUGCUGCUCAGAUUUUCAAGUGUUGUUCUUUCUACCACCAGGAAGUAGCCGCAUUUGAUUUUCAUUUAAAAAACAAAACAAAACAAAACAAACAAACAAACAAACAAAAAAAACCCCAAGACCUCAAACUUCAGGGAACCAAUCCCCUAGGCAUUUCCUGAGAAGAUGCUGGUGACCCAAGAAUGUGUUUGUCUCCUCCCAGUGCUGAUCUAAUUCUCUCUUUCAUUCAUUCAUUCAAAAAGCAUGUAUGAUGCCUCCAAUUUUGAGUCUCCCCACGGGUUUGAACAAAGAAGCUCAAGAAAUAGCUCCAUCCUCAGAGAAGUAGCAGUACCUGGGGAGUGGAUUCUUCUGCAAAACUAGACAAGAAACCAGGCCUUGCAAGUACUUUAGGCGUUGAAGAUUGGAAAGACCUCCGGGGCUCUGGGGGUGAGUCCACCUAAGAAGCUUCGUAUAGAAUAUGGGUCCUGCACCGUCUGGCAUGUGGAGUUGGGAUGGAUAGAAAGGAAGAUGUUGACUUGCUUUGAGAGCUCGCUGGAGCCUGCAAGUAGCUGUGUUGGCUGCCGUGGAGGUGGACAUGAGGUCUGUUAGGAAAUGUAAAAGCAUCAGAUGAGGUUACUCGUUUUAGAAGUUUGCGUGCUUUUCCCAGUUGGGCUAAACGAGAGUUCCUUAUGCUGUUUCCGACUCCUAAUGAGAGUUCCUUCCGGACUCUUACGUGUCUCCUGGCCAAGCCCCAGGAAGGAAAUGAUGCAGCUCUGGGUUCUUGUCUCCCAGGCCAAUCCUUUAUUCAGACCACCACAAAGAAAGGACAUUCAGACAGAGGCUCCCUGUCGUGUUGAAGUGUUCUGACUGUCUAAACCGGCUUCUGGUUUCUUCUGGAUGAAUACCCACAUGUCUGUCCUGAUGUGAUAUGUCUGGGCCUCAGUGCAGUCGGUUCCGUAUCAAGCUGUGGUGUCAAAGUGUCAGGAGAGAUUUUGCUUUGUUCUUUCUCCCCUCUCCACACCCUUCCUCCUUCUACCCCCCAACCAGUCAGUGUUUUAGUAAUUUGGCCUCUACACUCUAGUAGAAACUAAUUUGGUUUGUGUACUCUCUGAAUGAUUAUUAGCCAGAUUUCAAAAUUAUUUUAUAACCAAAGUUAUAACAACAUCUAUUGUAUUAUUUAGAUUUUUAACAUGUAAAGCUAUUUCUACUGGUUUCUGCCCUUGUUCUUUCCUUUUUUAAAAAGAAAAUGUAUUUUUCAUUUGGUACCAUAGUGUGAGAUGCUGGGAACCAAGACUAAAACAUACUAUGGCGCAUCUAUUUAUAGUCUGUUUAUGUAGAAACAAAUGUAAUAUAUUAAAACCUUCUAUUAUAUAUGAUGAACUUUGUACUAUUCACAUUUUGUAUCAGUAUUAUGUAGCAUAACAAAGGUCAUAAAGCUUUUAGCAAUUGAUGCCAUUUUAGUAAAAAGCAUUAAAAACCUUGAAGGGAUCCCUUUGGAAGGUUGCGGGACUCUUCCUAUUGUUUCUUUCUCUUCUAAAAUGAAGGCCGAAUCAGAUAUCAUUUCCAUGUGGUUGUUUUUCAUUUUCACUUGUACCCUUAGUCUUCAAAUAGAAGCUAUUUUAUAAAAGGUUUAGAAAACGAUAACUGUAUUCUCAAUGUGUAAUAUUAUCCAACUGUUUGGAGGUAAAUACUUAUGACGAGUCAUAGCUCCUUCUCCCCCUCCUGUCCUUCACACACACCUGCACAUGCAAUGUAUCUGAGCACUUCUAGCUGCUUAAAACAUGGAGUGAAAGAUAUGGGGUGAGUUCUCAAGCAGUAUUUGUGGGUCUCCAGUAGAAGCCAAGGCCGGUGAGAAUAACCAGCCAUGAAAAUCGAAGGCUGAGAGACAUGUCGAGAGGUGGCCAGCCCAGGCAGCACCAGUGAGUCAGGAACACAUUAUAGUUUUCAAUAAUGUCUUCCUAUAUACUUGCAGUGUCAGGACAUCAGAGCCAACCUUGUCAUUUUGAUUGAUUACUUUUGCCUGAAUUCACUAAGUGCAAUUUUCUAACAAAUCCUGGGCAACUUGGUGGCCCCACUCUUUGUGAUAUUUUUAAUAUAAGAUUUUAAAAACGUUUAAAUAGUCAAAUAGGCCUAUCAUUUUUUAUGGCUUCUAAGGGUUUAAUUCGUAUUGAGAAAGGCCUUCCUAAUUCUAGCCCCCCAAUUUUCUAUUGUUCUUCUUCCUUUUAUCACAUUUUUUUUCUUUUAGCACAAUAAAUCCGUGUGGAAUUUAUUCUUGCAUAUGGAGUGAGGUAGGAAUCUAAUUUUGAUUUCUUCAAGCACUUGUCUAGUACAGCAGGAUCGUUUAUUCACUACACCUCCUCUGUGUCUGAGGAAAUAUGCGUUGUAUCAUAUUCAAGUCCUAUCAUCUCCCUGAGGCAUUCCGCAUGCCUUUAUGAGGGAGAAGAAGAUUGCCAUGGUGUGUGUAACUGACUCACGGGAACAGCAUUCACAGACUGGCCGCUGACUGGGAUAAGAGGAGAAGGAGGGUCUUCUCUCGGACACUGUUACCUCUAGCUCAGGUCUGGCCUUGUCUGUUUCUGUUGUAACAGUGUUGUACCAUAAAUGAAUGGAAGAAGAGUCUAGGUCUUUUUCCAGAUAGCGAACUCACUGAAAAAUAGAAUUUUCUUCAUUUUAGGUAAAAGAGAUUUUGUUCUCAUAAGCGGCCCCUGGCACUUUUUCCAAUGCCAGGAAUUUGGAUUCAGUCUCAACUUCACACUUUAUAAAGAAAUACUUUCAGCACCUCAGGCGAAAUGAUUAGAAGGUGAGGUUUGGCCCCUCUCCUCUUUUCUGUCUCCACCUCCCUUGGUCCUAGUGCCUUUCUCUCCUCAUUUGCCCCUGUAUUAAAGAGAACUCUGUGGCUUUUUAAAGUGCUUCCUGCAUGGUGUUAUUUUCAAAGCUUAACUGGAGGCAUUUAUUAUGUUUUUGGUGAGGCCACACUAUCUCCCUUUGGUUUCUGGUCUCUCCUCUUUACUUGCUUUGUUCUUUUCCCUCCUCUCAAGCUCCGCUGUCUCUUCACCAUCCAUUUUAUCUCUUUCCAUUUCCUUCUUCUCCUCUGUAACUUCCACCCAACCCCCACCCCAAGCAACUUUUUUUCCUCAGCUGCAGCACAAGAGAGAUGAAAGUGGUGGGGAGAUUUCAAUUCUUUACUCCUAGACUAGGUUUUCCUGUCAAUGUACAUUGAUGGUGUCCUCUUCAAUGAAAGAACAGCAAGGCAAAAAUCUCUAACCCACAACUCUGUAACGAAUCAAUUUUCCUGUCUCCUAAUUGGUCUUUAUAACGUUCACAAGAUUAUUUAUCAGCAAGAUGAUAAAAUGUAGGUAAAUCCAGAAAGCUAAAGCCUUCAAGAGAGUAGGUUUUCCUGCAUAUUUUUCCAUUUGCCAUGGGCACGUUACAUCUGUGGUUUCUUGGGUAUGCAAUAAGCACUGCUCAAAAGGGCUUCUAAUCUGUUUUUAUAAAAUUGCAUUUUCUACAUGAGUCUCUUCCAUGGAAGGGCUAUGACAUAAGUGAAAAUUGGUGUAGUCUUUGUGAAAGCAAUUUUAAGUCCAAUUUUGGGGGGAAAAGUUUACAGCAUGCUCCUAGUUGAUAAAGAGAUUCAAAAAGUAAAAUAAAAUAAAAUCAUUUACUAUGAUUUUGAUCAGAACAGAGAGAAGUAGAGGAAUCUGGGAAGAGUAAGCCAGAAAGAAAUGUAACAGCCAAGUUGGCCUGAAGUUCUGGAGCUAAAGUAAUAUAACAUACCAGCCUCAGCCGAGGUCUGACUCAGAGAUAAGGGCUCUGAGUUAGGAAAAAGUAUUCUAAUGAAGACUACUGAUAAGACAAGGAUUAUAGUAAACUGUGAUUGAUAUCAAGUGAAUGUUAGUGAGAAGACAUCAAACUGUACCUUAGAUUUUAUUUUCUUUACAACAUAACCUUUGUGUAACUUCCUGACACCUGAAAACACCAUUAAAUUCAGUAGCUUCACUUAAUUUUUUUUCUUUAAAAAUAAAAGAAUAAAGGAAAAUUACGUGGCUUAGUUAAUUA